Talaromyces rugulosus is the source of this 1071-nucleotide messenger RNA. RefSeq lists its product as uncharacterized. The record is from RefSeq and is a predicted model, not a curated record. Bases 1 to 1071 code for a protein of 356 amino acids. The transcript is spliced from 2 exons. NCBI's taxonomy places the organism in Eukaryota, Fungi, Ascomycota, Eurotiomycetes, Eurotiales, Trichocomaceae.
AUGACCUUUCCCGUGCCGCCCUCCCUUCAAAAGUCCAUUGACGACACUAAAGUUGAAUACGUGAGAGUGGGAAAAUCCGGUCUUCAAGUAUCUUGGCCAAUUUUAGGAGCCCUGGGAUUUGGAAAGUCGAAUGUGGUAACCUGGCUUCUAGACGAGGAGGAGGCAUUCAAGGUCCUCAAAUCCGCAUAUGACUGCGGUAUCAACACUUGGGACACGGCGAACGCCUAUUCUAAUGGUCUUAGCGAAGAGAUCCUUGGAAAAUUCAUUAAAAAAUAUGAAAUCCCGCGUCACAAGGUUGUCCUAAUGACAAAAUGUGCUUUCCACGUCGGUGAAGAGUUGGAUAUAUUGGGUGCGGCGUUUCAAAAAGAGAUGAACCAGAGCAAAGACUAUAUUAAUCAGGGUGGCUUGACACGGUCCGCCAUUUUCAAAGCGGUGGACGACUCGCUUGCUCGUCUAGGCACCACAUACAUUGACCUUCUUCAAAUCCAGCGAUACGACGAAGUAACGCCACCAGAGGAGACAAUGAAAGCACUUCAUGACCUGGUACAAGCCGGAAAAGUGCGCUAUCUGGGUGCCAGCUCUAUGUGGGCUACCCAGUUUGCUGAGCUUCAGUUUAUCGCCGAAAAGAACCAUUGGACCAAGUUCGUGAGCAUGCAGAACUAUUAUAACCUCUGCUAUCGCGAAGAAGAACGCGAAAUGAACCGAUAUUGCAACAAAACUGGUGUUGGCUUGAUGCCUUGGUCCCCACUACACGCAGGCAGACUGGCGCGUCCGUUAGGGUAUAAUGCGUCGGUGCGCUCGAAGAGGCCCUCGUUCCACCACCCCGGCAUCACUGAAGUCGACGAGGAGAUCAUAAACCGAGUGGAGAAGGUGGCCACCAAGAAAGGAUGGGCGAUGAGCGAGGUUGCCCUAGUUUGGCAUAAGAGCAAAGGCACGGUUCCUAUUGUUGGCUUCAACUCGGUUCAAAGAAUUGAAGAGGCGUCUGGUAUGAAAGGGAAGGUAUUGAGCGAGGAAGAGAUUGUAUAUUUGGAAGAGCCCUAUGUAGCUCGGCCUGUGGCUGGACAUUCCUAA